Messenger RNA from Soboliphyme baturini, 1533 nucleotides. Lineage: Eukaryota; Metazoa; Nematoda; Enoplea; Dioctophymatida; Soboliphymatidae. The record is from the annotation of a GenBank genome assembly.
AUGGGACCAAUCAACAGGCAUAAGACCCGAAGGCGUUUUACAGAGGAACGAGGAGUUUACAUAUUCCCUGAAAACGCCCCUGGUAAGAAAUUAUUUGUCUGUCGGCCACUGCCAAAGCUGGAGCUGUUUGUUUAUGCGUUUAUUAUUGCGUGCACCAUCGCGUACAUGUGGUUUAAGGUCUACGAAGUCAGUUCUACUUAUCCGUGGAGAAGAUGCGCCUACAAUUUCCAAUGGAAAAAAAGCUGGCUGUUGGGUAAACGUCUGAAAGACGUUUCUGACCGCGGCUGGAGGGAAUGGCACAGCCUCGCUUGCAGAGUUCUUCCGUUCUAUCUACUUCACUUUGUGCUGUUCAAUUUCGGAUCAAAAUUUUUGCCUCACGCGGCUUGGUCCAUGACGGUGUUCAUUUUCUGGACAUGUGCCCUCUGCCACAUCUAUGGGUCAUCUGUGGUGUUUGUAACCGCCGUAUUCGGAGUCGCCUUGUACACAGUGGCGAAACUGUCGAGAAAUCCCACGUUCAUAUGGUCGCUGACGUUCGGCUUUCUUUACGGAAUCAUUGAGCACUCACAAACGCUGUUCGACCGCACAGACUCUACCGAAUGCGCCUCAGAAACGUUGUUCUGCGCAUAUGCGGCCGUUCACUUCAUCAGCUGUUGUAUGGACAGCAUUAAUUCGAAGCUGUUUGACAACGGUCACUUUGCCGAAGGUCUGUACGCAAUGUUCUGGUACUCCUUUUACCUACCUUACCACGUCGUACUCAUCGUACCCUUCAAAGACUUCACUCAGCAGCUAAACCAAAGAAAACAACUAAACACCAGAGGCCUUUGGUCUACAAUUCUCUUUGGUCUGCGGAUACUUGUCUGGUACUUCUUCCAUCUUCGCUUCGUGGUCACCUGCGGAAUGCACGCGUUCUUCGCUCGCCUGGACGCCAUGCAGCCCAUGGCCCUGCCGAUUUGUGUAUCGCGAGUUAUUCUCUACAGUAAGAUCUGGCGCAGCUUCGACCGGGGACUGUACCUGUUCUUCAAGCAGUACGUCAUUUACCCGAUAUGUGCGCCGACGUUCAGCGUCCCCCGACGUCUCUUGGCUAUGCUGGUGUGUUUUUCGUUCGUCCACGUGUGGCACGGACUGUCGCUCUCGACGUUCGUCUGGAUUUCCAUGAACAUCGUCGAAAUUCUACUGGAAAAUGUGUGCAAAGCCGUCUACACCGUUUCCUCAGUAAGGCGAUGGCGCGAAGACCACUUAUCCGAUGGCAUGUUUCGACGGAUGCUCGCAUUGGCUUACGUUGUCCCUUACUAUCUGUCGUUAUAUUCAAAUUUCUAUUUUCUCAGUUCAUCUCAAGCUGGCUUUAUUUACGUGAAAAAGAUUUUCUACGAAGAUACGUUGAAAAUGAAAUUUCCUUUCCUGCUGCUCACGUUUCUAGGGUACUGCUAUGGAAACCUAGUUAUGGAAGUCGAUGAUUAUUUGGAACGGAAAAACAAUCAAGCAAAAGGUCCGGAGAGGGACGACAGCCAGCAGCCUUUGAAAACAAUGAAAUGA